Messenger RNA from Orbicella faveolata, 1719 nucleotides. RefSeq lists its product as uncharacterized. NCBI's taxonomy places the organism in Eukaryota, Metazoa, Cnidaria, Anthozoa, Scleractinia, Merulinidae. The record is from RefSeq and is a predicted model, not a curated record.
AUGAGGAACUUUAUUUUUAUUGGUCUAUUUUACUACCUGUGCAUUCUCAAAUGGGGAUUUGCACUGUAUUCGCCGAACGAGUUGCUCAUCUACAACGUUUUUUUGAAGCCUUUUGGAAUCAGUUUAAAUGAUGGCAUCAUCUUGAAAGUGUCGCCGGAUUUUGGGAAAUGCGCAGAUUUGAAAAAGUCCUUCGAAGAAUGCAAUUCAACUUCAACAAAGUUAGUAUCUUCUACAACUGCAGGUGAACUUUCGAAACUCAGAUCUCUGUUGGGAAACUGCUCCAGUGGAAGUUAUAAUUGUUUUUAUAAUGGGGUGAAAUCAGAUGAGGAUUUGAAAGGAUUGUUUAAAAGAGUGCAGGCUACAGUGAGAAGCUUAUGCAAACAACAAUGCUGGAACACAACGCAGCUUGUCACCAACAGGUGCAUUCAGUCAUCAACAAUAAAGGUCACUGCACCUCUCACACAUUCNAAAUAUGUCCAAUUUGUGAAUGAAGCUCUGAACUCUCUGUGCAUCCAGCAAGAGAAAUCAUCAUGUGCUGACAAGUUUAUCAAUGGAUUACUGAAGAAUUCCAGUGAUUCAGAUAUACAGGUGUGUAAUGUCAACAAGAAUAUAGAGGACAAGGAGUGUUUAAGUGCAUGUCACAAGGAUCUGUGGGACUUUCAUAAUAGUCUGGGAUGCUGUACUGGAUCAGUUACCAGCAUCAUGGAUUGUUACAAUGUUGAGCCACAAGAGGGCAGUUAUGGAGUUUUUGUGAAAGAAAGUUUUGCACGAUGUAACUUAAAGACACCUAAUGCAUGUUCAUCAAGUCCCAAGUGUCUAUUUACAACACCACCUCCCCAAAGCUCCUCUGAAUCUCCAGUAAGUCCUUCCUCAAAAGGAAAAGAGAUUGUAGGAAUCUGUAUCGCUGUACUCGUCUGCGUUGGACUAGCUUUUAUUGUGGGAAACUAUAUCUACAGGCAAUUCAAGAAAAAACAAAGGAUUCGCUUUGAAGACUAUGGCUAUUCCAGACUCAAGAUGCUGGAGGACGAUUUUUAUUAUGAUGUUGAGGAUGAUGAUGAAAACACAGGAUUGGUGCAGGCAUAGCUGUUUUACAGUACACUCAGUACAUUUUAUAUGAAUAUCAACGCUGAAAUUUGCGAAAUUUUCAGAAUAUUUUAAGAAUGAACCCGAGGCUGAGAUUUUGAAAAGAAGAUAAUUUUUUGUGCUGAAAAUUUUUAAAUGCAAUACAAUUAUGUGCUUUUCACUUAACCAUAUACGGGGUUCCAGAUAAGUUUUCAAGGUAGGGUGUCAACGAGGGAUUCCAACGGGUCAAUUCCCACUGCUCCCAACAAAUCAUUAUAAAUUUUCUAUUAAUUUUGUCGGGUCAUGUAGCUGAUUUUGUCGGGUUUUUGACCUGAGACCCCUUACUUAUCUGGAUAGGCUCGAUUUCCGCCGUUUUCUCGAGUCCGUCUACGUUUCUGGAGAGCGCGGGCUCUUUUCCCGAACAGCGGCUGGUAAUCGAGCCUAUUAUCUGGAACAUUACAUAUAAAAUUCUUCCUUUCUCUAAAUGGAAAAACUAGCCAAAAGGCAACAAAAACAGCACUAGCCGUAUGCUCGAUGCUAAUACCAUUUCUGCAAGAAGAUAUGUGCAUCAUAUCGUGCUUUAAUUCCUGCAGGCUGGCUCCAAAAUUACUUUAACACAAUCCAGACACCAAAUACAUUCGAAAACAGAAAUGUCAU